AUGUCCAAAGAGAUGGAAGAAAAGGGCGAGAAGAUUCUGAACAUGGACAGCAAGGUGCUGUGGUACCCGGACUCUAAGAGGAACACGCUAAUGGACACGUUUAGGACUCGGGUCAACGCGGACUACGGACUUAAUCUGGCUAACUACAAUCACCUGUAUCAGUGGUCGGUGGACAGCUAUCCAGAUUUUUGGGGAGAAGUUUGGCGUUUCUGUGGAAUUCUCAGCUCCAAAAUAUACGAGGAAGUUGUGGAUGCAACGAAGAAGAUCUCGGAUGUUCCAGAGUGGUUUAAAGGAGCUCGACUUAACUACGCGGAGAACCUGCUUAAACAUCCCGACCAGGACAAAGUGGCUCUCUAUGCUGCACGGGAAGGAGGAGAGGAGAUUGUGAAGGUAACCUUUGGAGAACUGAGGCGAGACGUGGCCUUGUUUGCCGCCGCCAUGAGGAAGAUGGGAGUCCAGACUGGAGACAGGGUUGUAGGUUACCUGCCUAACGGGAUCCACGCCGUGGAGGCCAUGUUGGCAGCAGCCAGCAUCGGGGCCAUUUGGAGCUCCACCUCUGUAGACUUUGGAGUCAAUGGAGUUCUUGACAGAUUCUCUCAAAUCCAGCCCAAACUGAUCUUUUCUGUUGCUGCUGUGGUUUACAACGGCAAAACCCACGACCACAUGGAAAAGCUCACAAACGUUGUGAAAGGUCUUCCAGACUUGAAGAAAGUAGUUGUCAUUCCCUACGUUCGCUCCAAACAGGACACUGACCUCUCCAAGAUCCCAAACAGUGUGUUCAUUGAUGACUUCCUGGCUUCUGGGCGUGGCGAGGGCGACCAGUUUCCUCAGCUGGAGUUUGAGCAGCUUCCGUUCAGUCAUCCUCUGUUCAUCAUGUACUCAUCUGGAACUACUGGAGCUCCUAAAUGCAUGGUCCACUCAGCUGGGGGCACCCUCAUCCAGCACUUGAAGGAGCACAUUCUCCAUGGCAACAUGACUGCCAGCGAUGUCAUCAUUUACUACACUACGACUGGCUGGAUGAUGUGGAACUGGCUCGUGUCCGCUCUGGCGGUGGGCGCCUCCGUGGUUUUGUACGACGGCUCUCCGCUGAUGCCCACUCCCAAUGUUCUGUGGGACCUGACAGACAAGCUGGGAAUCACUAUUUUUGGUACCGGGGCCAAGUGGCUGUCUGUGCUGCAGGAGAAAAACCUCAAACCCGCGGAAACUCACAACCUUCAGUCUCUCCACACCAUCCUGUCCACUGGAUCUCCUCUCAAACCUCAGAGUUACGACUUUGUCUAUCGCUGCAUCAAAAACAACGUGCUGCUGGGUUCCAUCUCAGGUGGCACUGACAUCGUGUCAUGUUUCAUGGGUCAGAACCCGACGGUUCCAGUGUACCGAGGAGAAAUCCAAACCAGAAAUCUUGGCAUGGCUAUAGAAGCAUGGAGUCCUGAUGGUAAGCCGGUGUGGGGGGAGAGCGGGGAGCUUGUCUGCUUGAAGCCAAUCCCCUGCCAGCCAACACACUUCUGGAAUGAUGAGAAUGGAAGCAAAUAUCAUAAAGCUUACUUUUCUUCAUAUCCAGGUGUGUGGGCGCAUGGAGACUACUGUAAAAUCAACCCAAAGACAGGAGGCAUCGUCAUGCUGGGCAGAAGUGAUGGAACACUAAACCCCAACGGAGUCCGCUUUGGGAGCUCCGAGAUCUACAACAUCGUGGAGGCCUUUGAGGAGGUGUCAGACAGCCUGUGCGUCCCUCAGUACAACUCUGACGGCGAGGAGCGAGUCAUUUUGUUCCUGAAGAUGGCGCCUGGAAAGUCCUUCUCUCCGGAGCUGGUGACGAACAUUAAAGGAGCCAUUAGGAAAGCGUUGUCGGCGCGUCACAUCCCCGGCCUGCUGCUGGAGACCAAAGACAUUCCUUACACCAUCAGCGGGAAGAAGGUGGAGGUGGCCGUCAAACAGAUCAUUGCUGGUCGUGAGGUGGCGCAGAGAGGAGCCUUCUCCAACCCGGACUCGCUGGAUCUUUACAAGAACAUUCCAGAGCUGAAAAACUUUUAGAGACUUUGCAGGACUGGAGCAGAACAGACGUACUCUGAGCUUUAUACUGACACCUUCAUCAAUAUAUUAACAGUUAUAUAUUUGCUAAAGUGUUGCCGUAGGGAGACGACUGUGGAGACUAAUGUUGAGAUGAAUGAAGCUUUAGUGUCGGCGUGCACGACUGUCCCUCUGUUCAUGCAGUGCAAACGGCUAAAUGUGUUUUAUGCGGUGAAGAACUCACACCAAACAUACGGAGCUUAUCUACUGAAGUAAUUUAUUGAUCUUUUACUGUAUGAGAUGGUCAAACCUUGAACUACCUAUAUGUAAAUGGUUAUCUUCCAUGUUUUUAGGCAAAGAUGUGACUUCACGCCGAUUCAUUAAAGACACUAAGUUUUCACGGUACAGCUGCAGUAUACGUACAUGUCAGAUACAAUGUCUGUGUCCUACAACUGUUUGGAAAAGUCAUUUAUGGUACACACUGUUUGUACUUUUACAUACAAAGAACUGUAUUUAUUUUAAAUGUCUGUAUCAUUCAUGAAACCCAGAGGAUAAAAAUACUUUUAAGGGAUUUAUUGCUGCUUUUUCUUGUGCUUAGACUUAACUUGUAUUUAGUUUGAAGAGUGAAGAUGGCUGAUCAGACUGUGAACCGACGAGGAAUCUUUCCUACAAAAACCAGACGGGCAUCCAACGUUUCUGCAUUUUAUUUUGACAUCCAGGGAACAUUUUCUUACAUUUUUGUUUUUACUGAUUGUUUAAAGAGUCAGUCUUUAAUGUUGUGCUUGUUUGUCUCAAUUUUUUUUUUUUUUAUCAAGGCACUGUGUUGUUUGGAGCUGCAUCAGGUGAAAAAUCAAUAAAAUAACAUUUUUAACAAAUGGAUGAAGGCUGAUUUUUAUGAAGUUAGAUUUGUUGCUAAAUUGUUGCUUGUUUGUAAAAAAAAAA
This is a messenger RNA of Oryzias melastigma (Indian medaka), 2949 nucleotides long. It is a transcript of the gene aacs, whose product is annotated as acetoacetyl-CoA synthetase. Bases 1 to 2031 code for a protein of 676 amino acids. Gene Ontology annotation, biological process: positive regulation of insulin secretion; lipid metabolic process. Gene Ontology annotation, molecular function: acetoacetate-CoA ligase activity. Lineage: Eukaryota; Metazoa; Chordata; Actinopteri; Beloniformes; Adrianichthyidae. The transcript is spliced from 18 exons. The record is from RefSeq and is a predicted model, not a curated record. Gene Ontology annotation, cellular component: cytosol.